CCCCUGAUUAACGUCACUUCCGGUCGAGAAUAUUAGCUACAGCUGCUGCUGGGUACAGGCAGGGUCACCAUGCUGAAUACCGUAUACCGCUCGCUGUUCCGCCGCACCUCUACCUUCACCCUCACCAUCGUGCUCGGCGUGGUGCUGUUCGAGCGGGCAUUUGACCAAGGAGCGGACGCGUUAUUUGAGCACCUGAACCGAGGGAAAAUGUGGAAACACAUCAAGCAUCAGUAUGAGCAAGAAGAGUAAGACGAUGACUUCAUUUGUCCAGAACAAUUUUGGUCGAUAGUCCUGGGUCAGAUCCUUCAGAGGACAGCAAAAUGGCUGAUAAUUUGUUUCUAACACUGGGGACAGAACUGUCACAUUUGAUCGACAUUGAGUAAUAAAAUGUGAAUGGAAACCUUUAUGUCCCUUCAUUUUGCUGCUAUGGAUUAUGGAGUUUAAAAAAGAUGGGUACUAGUUAUUAAAUAAAAAAUGCAAUACA
Molecule: messenger RNA, 484 nt
Organism: Pseudophryne corroboree (corroboree frog)
Lineage: Eukaryota; Metazoa; Chordata; Amphibia; Anura; Myobatrachidae
Product: cytochrome b-c1 complex subunit 9
Exons: 2
Coding region: 70-249 (59 amino acids)
Biological process (GO): mitochondrial electron transport, ubiquinol to cytochrome c
Source: RefSeq, a predicted model, not a curated record